Egretta garzetta (little egret) is the source of this 987-nucleotide messenger RNA. It is a transcript of the gene PDCD2, whose product is annotated as programmed cell death 2. The record is from RefSeq and is a predicted model, not a curated record. The annotation marks the transcript as partial. Gene Ontology annotation, cellular component: cytoplasm; nucleus. The transcript has 5 exons. NCBI's taxonomy places the organism in Eukaryota, Metazoa, Chordata, Aves, Pelecaniformes, Ardeidae.
GCGUUCCGCCCGCCGAGCCUGCUUGGUGGUAGGGCGAGGGCCUGCAGAGGAGAGGAGGAAGAAGGGCCCGCCUCUUGCCUUGUCUGUUCAUUUGUAAGGAGACGAUCGGUAGUUCUUUCAGAUGACUCGGCGGGUGCAAUUCCAGAGCAUAACGAAUUCCUUUUUCCAGAAUAUGAAAUUUUGAUAGAUCCUGAGGAGCCAGAAUUCCCUGCUGACAGCAGUGUGGAUCCUGAUGAUGAACAAGGAGCUUUAGGCACAUCAAAGGACCCAGAAGAACAAGAGGAGCUCGGAGCUACAGGCAGUGCAAGUGAAGCAUUUCAAUCCUUAGACGAAGAGACAUUGGAAACAAUGGCAAAACAUGAGACUGAAGAAGACAAGAUCUUCCAAAAGUUUAAAGAGCGAGUAGCUGCCGAACCAGAGCAGAUUAUUCGGUACUGCAGAGGAGGAGAAGGCCCCAUCUGGGUAUCGGGUGAAAAUAUUCCUGGAGAAGAAGAUAUCCCAAAUUGUUUAUGUGGUGCCAAAAGGAUUUUUGAAUUUCAGAUUAUGCCACAGCUCUUGAACCACCUUCAGGUUGACAGCCUGGGAGAGAGCAUUGACUGGGGAACACUGGUGGUGUACACUUGUGCCAACAACUGCGGCGAGGGAAACGCGUACCUGGAAGAGUUCAUAUGGAAACAAGACUUCUCUGCAGGCUCUAUUUAACUUCCAUCAAGUUACUAAGUUGAGUCAUCUGAAUAGACUACUUGCCUUCUUUCAGUGCAUCCCUGCACCUGGCAAACAGGUAACUAACUGCACUAAAGCCACGGAUAUCUGUGUAUCUGGCAAUGGCGGUGGAACUACUAACAGCAGCCCUUGGCAGCCUCUCUCUUGUGUUCUGCAGGAGCUUUUACUUCAGCCUGGUUAUGAAGCCAGAUGCGUUUGUUCAGUGAGUUUCACUUCAAAUCUCAACCCUGAAUGUUUAAAUAAAGAUGAAAUAUUUUUGUCUCG